Molecule: messenger RNA, 1617 nt
Organism: Acanthoscelides obtectus
Lineage: Eukaryota; Metazoa; Arthropoda; Insecta; Coleoptera; Chrysomelidae
Source: the annotation of a GenBank genome assembly
UUAACUUUAGCUGCAGAAAUCCCAAGCGUUUUUGUUGGUGUUUCCUGAUUUUCAGUCAUUUCCAUGUCCUGUGCCUCAUUUUCAUUAUUUGGUCGAAUCGCACCUACAAUAAAGUGCCAGAUGAGGUAAAAAAGGAAAUCAAUCUACAUCAAUAUUGAAUAUAUUCGAAUAAUAGUGCUCUGUUGGUGCCGUUUAAAAGAAAGAAAGCUCUAAAAGUGAAAGUGAAGGAAAAGUUUGAGUAAAUGCUGUAAGAUUUCUACAGAUACUUAAUGAUGGAACAGUUUGUUACAUUAAGUACAUAACCUGUUUUCGUUUUUCUUGUUCCUUGAAUCGAUUACAUUCUUUGGACCAUAUAUGAAGACAGUGUAGAUUUAUAUGUAUAUGCAGCUUACCUGAUGUGGCCAGUAGAAUUUCUGGAUUUAUUUUUCUUCUUCCUGAAAAUAGUGUCCGUUUCUUCCGCAAAUUCAAAGUAUUUUCUGCCACGUCCAGUACUGGAAUUAUUUUCUACAUAGCGCUUAUAAUUUCUUUCCAGCAGCCGCUAACGAUUUUCGCAGUUUUGGGGCUUUUCACUUCCUUCCCACCUACUUUCAUUCUGAAUAUUUUUUAACAUUCAAUUAACAUCAGUGUGUGAUGUCUUGUCCAGGACGGUGUCCCACCAGUUACAUCUCUGUUUGCGGGAAGUACCAGAAAUUCUGAAAGAUCUACAAAAAUGUCAAGUAUAAGUUUGAUAAAACCUCAUAUCUAUUAUUUACACUUAUCAAUGUCACCACUAACGUCUGAGAAUAUUUGAUUUUGCUCUUACAUGAUGCAAAACAACUACAAAAUCAACUUUCAAAUACAAAUCACUAGAGCUGUUGUUUUAUGUGAUAUUUGUUUAAAAAUGGUUGAAUCUUGCAGUGCUGUGAAUUGUUGCAAUAGACGCAGAAAAGAUGUGAAAAUGAAGUUUGAAAGGAUACCUACAGAUCCUAACAUGAGGAAGUUGUGGUUACAUGCUAUAAGAAGAGAAAACUUUACUCCCAGUACAACAACGGUAAUUUGUAAAAAGCAUUUCACUUCAGGGGAUUAUGAAGUUAGUGUCCAUGGAAAUAAGGCACUAAAAAAGGUGGCAGUUCCAUCUGUGUUUGAUUUUCCAGCCCAUCUCGAGAAAGAACCUAUAGCCAUCGAAGGGUUUUGAAAAGAAAACAUGAAUACAUAAUUUCUAGAAUGAACUAUGGUAUAACCUAUAUUGUAUUAUAAUGAAAAACUGCAUCUACAGUAUUGUUAAUGGCAUUGUGCACAAAUAUUUUGUAUACAUAUAUAUAUAUAAGGGUUUUUUCUUUGUACACUUUAAUCUCUACAAAACUGGACGUGUUCCCACUACAUUUAGUGUUGACAGCUACAGUACUAUAAAAAUAAAUUUAAAUGUGCAUAAAUACUAUUUAGAACAUUAUAAAGAUAUAUAGAAAAUAACAUGUAUUUAUUGUGAUAUUUCUUAGAUCUCAUAUUUUUUAUAUGUAAGAAAUAGCAUAUCAGAGCAGUUAAGUUAAUUAUAAGCAGACAUGUAAUCUCUUUUCUACCUGAAUUAUUAAUUAGUUAUGUUAUAUACUAAUGUUUAUAUCUUCAAAUGUGUAAAGGAGA